Portunus trituberculatus (swimming crab) is the source of this 725-nucleotide messenger RNA. RefSeq names its product neuropeptide-like protein 32. Bases 146 to 430 code for a protein of 94 amino acids. NCBI's taxonomy places the organism in Eukaryota, Metazoa, Arthropoda, Malacostraca, Decapoda, Portunidae. The record is from RefSeq and is a predicted model, not a curated record. The transcript is spliced from 2 exons.
AAGAUGAUUAAAAAAAAAAAAAAAAAAUGCUGGAAGGCUCUGGUGGCCCGGGAAAACCCGACUAUAAAGGGAGGUUCGGGAGCUCGCUGAGCAUCAGACGCAGGUUCUCCGCUGAAGAAACCUGAAGCUUCCCUCACUCGUCAUCAUGCGAACACUGACACUCCUGCUGGUGGUGGUCGUGGCCCUGACGGCGCUGGUCGUGGUGCAGGCCAUGCCAGAACCCUUCCCCGACCCAAACCCGGAUCCUGAAGCUCUUGCAAAUCCUGAAGCCCUGGCAGACCCUGAUGCCCUCGCAGACGCUGACCCACACUGGAACAGAUAUGGCGGAUAUGGAGGCGGAAGGCGCUAUGGAUAUGGAGGCGGUAGGCGCUACGGGGGCUAUGGAGGAGGUAGGCGCUACGGGGGCUAUGGCCGCGGGCACCAUUGGUAAUCGAAAGCGAGCAUCAGGCUGACGCAGGGGACAAAGAGUGAGCCAAGAGCGCUGUGCACGUCAAUCACAUACAGACUCACGGCAAAAGAAGGAGAGCGACAACAGCUACCAAUACCUCCACCACCACCACCACCACUCCUGACGGUGACCGCUACUGCCUCUUCGCCGCCUCAUCUCCUUCCCUGGCACAUUCAGCCUUCCAUGUUUUCGUGAUGGGAAUUUGACUUAAAUCAGUAUCAAUUUUUGUUAUAAUUCUCACUUCUUCAAAAUUACAAUAAAGUGUCGCAAAUAUUAA